This is a messenger RNA of Drosophila biarmipes, 4517 nucleotides long. RefSeq names its product zinc finger protein 777. The record is from RefSeq and is a predicted model, not a curated record. The transcript has 2 exons. The coding region runs from base 164 to 3388 and encodes 1074 amino acids. NCBI's taxonomy places the organism in Eukaryota, Metazoa, Arthropoda, Insecta, Diptera, Drosophilidae.
GGUAAGAACGCGAAAGAGAGCGCGGAGAGCGAAAGAGAGGUAGAAAAAUAAAAAUUUCCAGCGGCGUCGGUGGAUUUGGUUGUGUUCUCAACGCUGCGCCGCAGUUUCGAGUUUUUGCCUGUUUUAUUCCACUCCGAUUUGUUAAAAGAAAAGCAAGCGUUCCAUGUCAGACAUGCUGAAAAUGGCAAAUGUUGCAAAUCCCAAUCUGCUGCAAACAAUGAAGAAAACAAACAACGACGACGACGAGUCCGAUGAGUCCGAGAUGGAAGAGGAGGAGGGAGAGGAAGACGAGGAGGAGGACGAGGACGAUCUGCCGGACGAUGUGGUGCUCCAAAUCGACAGCGAGGACGAGGCGGAGCUGGAAGCGCAGCGCAUCCGCCUAGUGGAAGAGGAAGCAGCAAAGACAACAAAAAAGGCAGAGAAAGAGCAGGGGCAGCAGCAACAAGAAACACAGCAAGCGCAGGUCAGUAACGGGAAAGCAGAGCAGCUGGAGGAAACUGGAAAAGCCAAAAACAAACACAAGCGUGGAAGGCCCAAGCGCAGGGUGUCCACUAGUUCGCAGGCUUCCAGUGCGUCCAUCGCUUCCCUCGUUUCCAGUGGAUCCUUGGUGGCCGCCGAGGUUCUGGCGGAUGAAAAGUCACGCCGCUUCAUCUACAGCUGCUCCAGCUGCUCUUACCACUACGCCGACAGCCUGAUCCUUUCCAGGCACUUCCAGCAGCAGCAUGCAGAGAAACCUAAGAGGAAGCGUGGUAGGGCCAAGGCUUCCCCUGAAGAGCCCCUGAUGACUCCCUCCCUGAACCUUGACCUCCUGGAAAUGGGCCACUUCAAGCCCUGCGCCCAGUUGCUCGUCCAAGGGGACUCCCUGCUGCAGCUGUGCCUCGCGUGCAACUCGCAGUUUGUGGAUCAAGUACGCUUUCAGGAGCAUCUCAGCCAGCAGCAUGGUUACUUCAAGCUGCUGGUGCCAAAGGAGGAGCCCAGCGAUCUCCCCCCGCAGGCCAUGGUUACCAUUCCGGGGGCUCUGGCUCUGGUCAAAGGCAAUUCCCAGCUCCAGCUGCCCAUUCCCGCCCCGGAAACUCCCCCACCCGAGCAGGACGUCAAGGAAACCCCACCAAGUACCGUGUCCAACGACAAGGAAGAUUUGGCCAUGAUCAAUGCCAUGGUGGCGGAAAUUGCAGCGGAGCGGGUGAAGAAAACCAGCAGUCCCAAGGUCAGCAAGAUGAUCAUCAAGCUGCCCACGACCAACAAAAGGGGCAGAAAGCGGACCAAACCAGAGAAAAUCAGGGACGAAAAGCUCAAGUCUGAGAAGAGCAUUGAGAGAAAGCAGGAAAAACCGGAGAAGAAGAAAAAAUUGGACAAAAAGAAGUCGGACACGGAGACCUUGCAGCCAGAGAAAUCGAAUGAUGAUGUGGAACAGCAGAAGGAGAAAACUCAAACCGAGCUGCAGCAGCCGGAAAUGAUUGGUACUAAGCAGUCACAGCCGGAUAACGUUAAAAUAGACCAACCAAAACCAGAGAAAUCAGAGAAAAACUGUCAUCAGUUCCUUGGGGAGGGACAGAAACCUGAGGAGCAGCCCCGGGAGAAGUCUCUAAGGGAUGGACAAUUGCCGCAGAAGGAUUCAAUGGAUCAGCAAUCGGUGACAAAGGAUUUAGGAGAAGAUCAGUCAGUGGAAAAGUCUGGUAGGGACCAGCUCUCCCAUGAGAAAGAUUUAAAGGAGCAGCAGUCGCUGGAGAAGUCUGGCAAGGAAAAGCAGUUGGUUGAAAAACAUAUCAAGGAGAAUCAGCCGCCGCAAAAAAACGCACAAGAGCCAGAGCAAGGGAAGGAAGAUGACACCGAGGCGAACAAGCUUGUCAUUCCUAAUAAAGAUAGUCAGAACUUGGGUGCAGAAGACAAAGAACUUCAAAAAGAUGACAUGAACCAGCAGCAGCAGUUGGAAAGUCCAGGGCAAUGUCAACCUCAAACAGAGAAAGCCUCCAAAUUAAAAAAGCCAGAGAAGGAGCAACAGCGAAAGUCGGACAAAUCGGAGAUGGAUCAGCAGCAUCAAGCUGAUGAACCUGCCAUGCCAACAAAGCGCAAGCGCAGCCGCAAAGAGCGCAAGUCCCCCACACCAGUUCCCAUUGCGCUAGAAGAAAAAGAAAUAAAGGAGGAGCCAGAGCCCCCGGAGCGGCGCAUGCGUAAGAGCCGCCACCAAGUGGACUAUGUGGUGGAAGUCAAAGAUGAAGAGGAAGAGGAGGACGACGAGGAGGAGGUGGACGAUGACUCCUCGGCCACGGUUUCGCCCCACAACAGCUCAACGGACGAGAGCUUCACUUCAAUCAAGCGUGAGUCAUCCGAGGAGUCGCAGCGCAAUGGAAACGGCGCGAUACACACCUGUAAUUUCUGUGGCAAAACCUUUAAGCGGUUCUCGAGAAUGCAGGACCACCUGCGUCUGCACACCGGAGAAAAACCAUACGUCUGUGGUCAGUGUGGCCGGUCUUUCCGCUUGAAGAUGCGUCUGGUGGAGCACCAAUUGCGUCAUCGCGCCGAGAAGGCGUACAAAUGCGAGAUCUGUUCGAUGCCACUGGCCACCAAGCAGGAUUUGUCGCUGCACAUGCGUCACCACAAAAACGAUCGCCGCUACAAGUGCGACAAGUGCAAUAAGGCAUUCGUCCGCAGCUCCGAUUUGUCCAUCCACGUGCGGAUUCACACGGGCGAAAAGCCCUACAGCUGUGACCUGUGCGGCAAGGCGUUCCGUGCCCGGCAAAACCUGGUGGUCCAUCGGCGCACUCAUCUCGGCGACAAACCCAUUCAGUGCGAGUUGUGCGACAAGCGCUUCGCCCGCAAGAUCGACAUGCGGGUCCACAUGCGCAGGCACACAGGUGAAAAGCCCUACAACUGCGAUGCCUGUCAGCGCGGAUACUCCUCCCGAGUGAAUCUGCUGCGGCACCAGGAGCGUGAGCAUGGCAACGGGGAGAAGGCCUCUGGCGCUGCAAAAGCCGGUAAAAAGAGUCCUGAGCCGACAAAGCAGCAGGAAAAUGAUCCCAAAGCCAAAGCAGCACCACGUCGCCCGCGACGCGAGAAGCUGCAGCAGAAGAUUGCAGCGCAGGAGAAACUACUGCACGACCUGAAACGCAGCUUGAGUUCUCUUCCAGAAAUAUCAGAGGAGUCAACGCAGGCCAAACUCGACGGAGCUGGUCAGGAACUACCAGCAGAUGCGGGAGCAGGGCUUGCUCAAGUCCAAGUCACGGUGUCCAUGCAAAUGGAACCGGCACCAAAUCCCGAAGACGACGAGGAGACCACGCCGGAGAAGGAGAACGCCUUGUCCAGCUCGACGACUGCCGAUGGCAAGACCAAGGCAAACCGCAAGAUUACCAGCUACUUCACUGUGGUGGGCCAGCAGGCGGAAAUCUAAAGACUUAAGUUCAGGGUCAGCAACACUUCUUACUCAUUACUUUUAAGAUGCCACUCGUACUUGGAAAUGGCGGAGACAUUUCCCUAGCGUAGCGUACACCUCGCAAUUUUACACUUUGGAUUUUACAUGCAAUCUUGCAGCAGGGAUCAAGUAUUUUCUAUAUAUUCUAUUUAUAUAUUUACGAAUUAAUUUUGAGGUUCUACGGAGACAGAUACCCGGGAAAUAUUUAUUGUUGUGAAGGACAGAUAACCAACAAGAACAAGAAAAGACUACUUUUUAAAAGAAAUCAUGAUAUUUGAUGUGAAAAAAUCAAGCAAGAGACUGCAAAGAGUUUAAUACCAUAAAUAUAUAUAUUUUUCUAUAGACAGAGCAACUUUUGUGAACAAAGUAAGUUAAACUAUGUAAAAAUACCAAUAACUAGUGAGUAAGUUAGUCAGGGAAAUGUUUGCAACCUUUAGGCCCCUGAAAUACCUUGAAAAUCAAAUGCUGCAUCUCGAAUUUCUCUUAAACCGAAUUGAAGUCAAAAUCAACGUUUUUUAUGAAUAAUUUGUAAACAAACGCUCGGCCAAUUCAAUCUUAUCGAGCUUCAGUAUCAGCAAAAUAUGAUAUUUAUAAACAAUGCGCACAACGAUUCGAAUUUGAUUUGCAAACAUUUCCUCUCCAUUCCCCCGCAUUUGUAAACAGAACAAGCUGAAGAAUAUUUCACAAUUUCAUUUAAUUUCACAGCACACAUGAAAUCAGUUGCAAGUCAUUUGGUAUGCAAUUUAUACGAAAUCUCCAACAUAUACUCCAAAUUCCAAAACAAGUAUAUUUUAAUGAAUACAAUUUAACUUUAUAUGUGCAACCAUACGAAUUGCUCUCGGGAAAAGUUUUUGUAUUUCCCUUGGAAUGCUUUAUGCACUAUCUCACCACUGCUUACUUUAUUUAUUUUAUGUACUUUACGCAUUUACUUUAACAUAUUUACUUAAUUAUUCGAACCGUAGCGUGGCGAAAAGACACUGCAAAAAGUCAGCAAUGUUUUUCUCCUGCACACACUGAACGCAUUUCUUGUAAAUUGAGUUUGUGGCAGCUUCUCUCAUUCUGUAGCAUCUAAGAGAGUCCAAUGAAUAUACGUUACUUUAUAAUUUCA